CAGUUGCUUGUUUGACCGCAACACUAUCCCUAAGUCCGAACAAAGCCCUUUAUCUCUCUCAUUCGAUAGCGUCGCGGAAAUUCAUUUCGACCUCUUUCACACGAUCACACUGUCUCUGAUUUCUCACUCUCACCCCUAGGAUUUUCUAUCGGAUCAUGUAGUUUUUGAUUAGUGGCUUCUUGAUUCUAAUUUUGGAUCCAAGGAGUGGUUUUUGUUUGUGGGAAAUCUGGAAUUUCGUUUUUUUCUUUUUGUUCGGGAUUGAAUCGAAAAUGACGGUGGCGUCGGAUUCUUCUCCAGAGUGUUUCAGCCGGAUGAUGGCUUCGAUGCCGGGGUUUCGGUUCCAUCCUACCGAUGAGGAACUAGUCAUGUACUAUCUGAAGAGGAAGAUGUGUAGGAGGAAGCUGAAGCUCGAUGUAAUUCGUGAAAUUGAUGUCUACAAGUGGGAUCCUGAGGAAUUGCCUGGGCAGUCAGUGCUGAAAACUGGAGAUAGGCAAUGGUUCUUUUUCAGCCCUAGAGAUAGAAAGUAUCCUAAUAGUGGCAGGACUAAUCGAGCAACAAGAUAUGGAUACUGGAAAGCAACAGGAAAAGAUCGUAACAUUACCUACAAUUCUCGGACAGUUGGGGUGAAAAAGACCCUGGUUUUCUAUAGAGGUAGAGCACCACAUGGUGAGCGAACUGAUUGGGUUAUGCAUGAGUACACAUUAGAAGAAGAAGAAGUUGCAAGAUGCCAAAAUUUUAAGGACUAUUAUGCCCUUUACAAGGUGUUCAAGAAAAGCGGACCUGGUCCUAAAAAUGGUGAACAGUAUGGUGCGCCAUUUAUAGAAGAAGAAUGGGGAGAUGAUGACUUUGUAGAUGUUAAUGUUAAUUCAGCUGAUGAGGCUCCAAUUUCACAAGUUGAUGAGGGUCCUUCUGUUCACACUGGGACUUGUAAUGGUCAAGCGCAGCCUUUGUUUGAUCUUGACCUUGAUGAGGUCUUGAAAAGAAUGAUGGAUGAGCUGGUUCCUGACCUGCCUUCACUGUGUCCUGCCUUACCUCAGGUUCCUGCUGAAGAUGUGCUCGAUCAAAUUUCAAAGGAAGUGACAAUUGCAGAGCCAAUCAAAAUGUUUCAUUCAAGCGGUCAUUGCUAUGACCCUACCCAAUCAGCUACCGCUCACAUGCAUGUUUCAGAAGCACCUGAAGUCACUUCUGCUCCCAGCGUUCAGUUAGAGGAGCCUCUCUUUCACGAGGAUGACUUCUUGGAAAUGAACGAUCUCAUUGAUCCUGAACCAGCAUUGCCAGAAAUAGAAAAUCCUGUGGAGAACAUGGAGUUUGAAGAUGGAUUAAGUGCAUUUGACUUGUUCCAUGAUGCAGAGAUGUUUCUUCGUGACAUGGGGCAUAUUGACCAGGAAACUGUUUCACAUCCUUAUGUGAAUACUUUGGAGAGUAAUGUUGUGAAUCAGCAUUAUCAAUCUCUACCCCUUGGAGGCAAUGCGGAUCAAAGUUGUGAACUCUGGAUGCGUCAUGAAAGUCACAUCAUGAGUCCAACAGAACAUGCUAAUGUUUCUUUCUCUUCGUCAACCUCAGGUGUGGUUUAUGAAUCUGCCAGCUUGCCUACUGAAGGUAACCGUAAUCAAAGUGGCAGUGUGAGACAAGUUCCUACAAGUAGACUGUCUUCUGCUCUCUGGGCCUUCCUUGAGUCAAUACCUACUACUCCUGCAUCAGCUGCAGAGAAUGCAAAUCGGGCUCUUGAGCGGGUGUCUAGCUUUAGUAGGGUGAGAGAUAAUGUGAAGCAGGCAAGCAUGGCUGCUGCCGCUGUUGCUGCAGGUAAUGAAAAUGCGAUCAUGAAGAGAGCAGGUAAAGGAAAGGGAAUCUUCCUUUUCUUGCCGGUUCUUGUUGCUUUAUGUGCCUUUUUAUGGGUUUCUAUGGGAACUUUGAGACUACUUGGGAGUUCAUUCCCUGACAUUUGAAUCUGAAUCCCUAGUUUUGCUGCUAUAUGUCGUAUGGGAUCCUCCAGAUUCAAUGAACAGACAUAUAUUGUUCUAACAUAUUUUAAUAAUUGAAAAAAAAAGAAUUUACCCUUC
Prosopis cineraria is the source of this 2060-nucleotide messenger RNA. Its product is annotated as NAC domain-containing protein 17-like. NCBI's taxonomy places the organism in Eukaryota, Viridiplantae, Streptophyta, Magnoliopsida, Fabales, Fabaceae. The coding region runs from base 270 to 1946 and encodes 558 amino acids. The record is from RefSeq and is a predicted model, not a curated record. The transcript has 5 exons. Gene Ontology annotation, molecular function: DNA binding. Gene Ontology annotation, biological process: regulation of DNA-templated transcription.